AUGGUGCCCAGCGUGCUGCAGCUGCUGGUCGACGAACUGCGCGAUAUACGGCGGAGCGUCAAGGGGGUCAAGAAGGACGUCUCCCGGCUGUCCUCCCAACAACUCUCCCUCGCCGACCGGCAUCAGGACGCCCUUCCGGUCACCAGCGCACCGGCCUCUUCCUCCUCCCUGGGGUCGCCCUGGCAGUCGCGCUCUUCCAGCCUCCAGGCCUUUGCAUCGCCGCAGCCGCAGCCGCAGCAGUCGUACUACCUGGCCCCGGGCGUGGCCGAGCUCUUUCCACACUUGACGCUCCCGGCUCGGGCGGCCCGGCUGGAGUUCCUGCGGCAGUUCCCCUUCCUCGAACGCUUCAAUCUGGCCACCCGCGACACACCGUUCGUCAUCGAUGACCUCCGGAAGCCGAUGGCGUUCUCGCGCGCAUGGCCGGACUUCACGAGGGGCGUAAUGCCCACUCCGAUCUUUGUCUACGCCAACCCGGCGUUUUGCGCGUUGACGCAGUACGAACUCGUACGCAACACCUGCAACGCCGUCGUCCCCUACCAUCACGAGCUGCAGGGAUGCGCGAUUGACAAGGUGGCCAUGACCGACCAAGCUAACAAGCCGACCUUCCUGCACCAUCUGACGCACAGGCCUCACGAGGACAUGACCGGCGUGCUGCACUUUUCCUCGCUGGCGCGAACGAAGCACAACCUCAUCUUCAAAGCGCACCUGCGCUGGCAGGUCUUCAUCGACACCCAAGGCAACCCACGAGGAGCUUCGGGCGCACUCUCCGCUCUUGGGUCACGAUAUUGA
Messenger RNA from Acanthamoeba castellanii str. Neff, 789 nucleotides. RefSeq lists its product as uncharacterized. The record is from RefSeq and is a predicted model, not a curated record. Lineage: Eukaryota; Discosea; Longamoebia; Acanthamoebidae. The coding region runs from base 1 to 789 and encodes 262 amino acids. The transcript has 6 exons.